GCCUCUGGAGCCACGCCCCCAUUCGAGGGUCAAGUUUUCUAAGCCCGGCUCACGCUCCUUGUCACGUCUCCGAGGCCCGCCCCUGCUUGCCGUGUGUCUUGCUCAGGACCCAGCUAGCUCGGGCGCGCCCAGUCUAAGAUUCCAGGCGCUGGUCGCUGGGUGAUCUCUGCUCCCCGGCUUGGCCCUGAGAUUACCACCCGCUCUGCGCGUUCUCCCGUUGGGUUUGGCGCUUUCUCCCCAGCUUGGAGAGAGCACUGCGGCAGUCUCUGGAUGCAGACAAUGGAGGCGGCGCUGGCAGUGACCCGGCUGCCCCCGCAUGACCCGAGGACGCCAGCACUAUCGGUGGUGGACAUGCACACAGGCGGCGAGCCUUUGCGCAUCGUGCACGCCGGGUGUCCGGAGGUGGCAGGGCCCACGUUGCUGGCCAAGCGGCGCUACAUGCGUCAACACCUCGACCACAUACGUCGGCGACUCGUGUUCGAGCCCCGCGGCCACCGGGACAUGUACGGGGCCAUCCUGGUGCCCAGCGAGCUUCCCGACGCGCACCUAGGCGUCCUGUUUCUACAUAAUGAAGGCUACAGCUCCAUGUGUGGCCACGCAGUGCUGGCGCUGGGCCGCUUCGCGCUCGACUUUGAUCUGGUACCUGCACCCCCAAAAGGCGCCCGGGAGGCCCGGGUCAACAUCCACUGCCCGUGUGGGCUGGUGACCGCCUUCGUGGAGUGUGAAGGUGGCCGCAGUUGCGGCCCUGUGCGCUUCCACAGCGUCCCAGCCUUUGUCCUGGCCUCAGACCUCACCGUGGAUGUUCCUGGCCAUGGAAAGGUGGUGGUGGACAUUGCAUAUGGUGGGGCAUUUUAUGCAUUUGUUAGUGCAGAAAAAUUAGGACUUGAUGUGUGUUCUUCGAAGGCAAGGGACCUCAUGGAUGCAGCGAGCACGUUGACCAGAGCAGUGAAAGCACAGUUUAAAAUCAGCCAUCCAGAGAGUGAAGACCUUGGUUUUCUGUAUGGAACUAUCUUGACGGAUGGGAAAGAUGCUUACAGUGAGGAAGCCACAGUCAACAUCUGUGUGUUUGCCGAUGAACAGGUCGACAGAAGCCCCACAGGCUCAGGAGUGACAGCCAGAAUUGCUCUGCAGUAUCAUAAAGGACUUCUGCAGCUGAACCAGACCAGAACCUUCAAAAGCAGCACAACUGGCUCAGUGUUCACGGGCUGUGCGGUGAGGGAAGCAAAGUGUGGAGAUUUCAAAGCUGUCAUAGUGGAAGUUGCAGGACAAGCCCAUUACACAGGGACAGCAAACCUGACAGUGGAAGACGGUGACCCACUAAGGGAUGGCUUUCUUCUCAAGUGACUUUUUUUCAUAAGUCUUAAAGGUUUUCAUUAGAAAGUAAUCACCUCUAAAUGAUGUUUUCUCUGUGUUAUGUGCAAACCAAUAUCCAGUUACACUUAUAGGCUAAUUUGUAUACUUUCUAAAACAGUAUACUGUGUCUAAAAGUAAGGUAUUAUACUCCCUAUUUAGCAACCUUUUGAGCAUAAUUGUCACUAAUGGGGAAAACAGAGUGCUAAGAAUUCAGAAACUUUUUAAUCAUUAGUAUACCAUGCAAAAUUAAAACACAGUUACUUAAUCUAUGCUAUGGAAAUGACAAUACUUGUAAGUUUCUUUGAAUGCUCACUGCAGCUAUAGACCACACAGUAGUAAAUGUUAUGUUUGUUAUUUUAAUGUUCCAGUUUGAAUAAAAUAAAGCCGUCCAUAAGUA
Molecule: messenger RNA, 1750 nt
Organism: Grammomys surdaster
Lineage: Eukaryota; Metazoa; Chordata; Mammalia; Rodentia; Muridae
Gene: L3hypdh
Product: trans-L-3-hydroxyproline dehydratase
Exons: 5
Coding region: 271-1344 (357 amino acids)
Molecular function (GO): hydro-lyase activity
Source: RefSeq, a predicted model, not a curated record